Molecule: messenger RNA, 945 nt
Organism: Adineta steineri
Lineage: Eukaryota; Metazoa; Rotifera; Eurotatoria; Adinetida; Adinetidae
Source: the annotation of a GenBank genome assembly
AUGUUAAAAGAAGCAACAGUCAAUUUUUUAACUCGUCUUCUCAAUUAUGUAUUUGCUAUACCUAUGUUAAUCUUAGGUAUGAUUGGAUCGAUUUUAAUUAUUAUGAUUUUUACUCAAAAACGUUCAUUUCGACAAAAUACGAGUAUGACAUAUUUAUUAGCGGGCGCCAUUGUAACAGGUAUUCAUUUGCCAACUAUCUAUAUCCAAAUGAUUCUUGUUUAUGGUUUCGGAGUUUCAUUAAUGAAUACAGAUGAAAAUGCUUGUCGUGAACAUACAUAUUUACGUUAUGUAACAACAGUUGCAGCUAUUUCAUUUCCGUGUUGGGCAAUUUUUGAUCAAUAUAUUAUUACUUCUCGAAAUGCGAUUAUUCGAAAUCGAUGGAGUUCACUUCGUCUUGUUCGUAUGAUCAUAGUUAGUAAUAUAAUCUUUUGGAUAUUGAUCUAUAUACCUGUUAUUUUUAAUACUGGAAUUAUCAAUGGUGUUUGCAAUUUUAAACCUGGACCAUAUACAACAUUCAAUACUUAUGUAUUUACACCUCUUGUUUAUGGUAUAGUUCCUGCUUUCGUAAUUACUUAUUGUACAACGGGUAUUGUACGAAAUCUUCGUGGAAAUCAUACCCAAGGUUCUGAUAAAAAAAUUACAAAUCAAGUCCGUGCAAUGCUUACUCCUCAACUUUUUAUUCUUGCUAUUUCUGGAAUACCAUUUGGUUUUCAAGGUAUCUAUCUUGAUUUAACUAAUGGUUAUGUUAAAGAUGCUUUUCGAAUUGCACUAGAGAAUUUUUUUGGUCAAGUUAUUUUGAUUUUUUAUCAUUUUAAUUAUGUAUUUACAUUUUAUAUUUAUGUUUAUAAAUCAAAAGAAAUUAGAAAAAUAUUAAAAAGUCAAUUUUUUAAAUAUACUCGAUUGAAUCAAGUUGGUACAUUUAAUUCAACUGAAGUUCGUAAAUGA